Molecule: messenger RNA, 565 nt
Organism: Centruroides sculpturatus (bark scorpion)
Lineage: Eukaryota; Metazoa; Arthropoda; Arachnida; Scorpiones; Buthidae
Gene: ND-B18
Product: NADH dehydrogenase [ubiquinone] 1 beta subcomplex subunit 7-like
Exons: 3
Coding region: 62-445 (127 amino acids)
Cellular component (GO): mitochondrion
Source: RefSeq, a predicted model, not a curated record
AAGUUAAUUUCAGCUUAGGGUCGAUAGAAGUUGAUUUAAAAACAAGUUGGUAAGAGUGAUCAUGGGGUUAGUUUUUAGUCACGACCCUUUCGGCAAUAAUUUACGACCAAAUGUGCGAGAAGAACCAACUUUUGAUUCCCUUAUGGGAUUUCCUAAUGGAAGAAAAGAAAGAGUUAUGAUUGCUACUGAGGAAGAAUUAAAAUCAGCUAAAAUUCCUUUAGAAGACAGAGACUAUUGUGCUCAUUUAUUACUGAAAUAUCGUGCCUGUAGAAGAGACCAGUUUCCAUUUUUAUAUAGAUGUGGACAUGAAAAACAUGAAUAUGAAUAUUGUGAACAUGAAGAUUUCAUUUUAAGAAUGAAAGAAUAUGAACGAGAGAAAAGACUCUUGGCUCGAGCCGCUAAGAAAAGAGCCAAAGAAGAAAAGGAAAUGAUGAAUGAAGAAUAAAUUUAGGAAUAAAUAGGCCAAGUUGAAAUAGAAAAAUUCUUUGUAGAUUGCUAAAAUUACCUGUACAGAUCCUUAUGAAAAUAGUAAGUUUGGAUAAUAAAUAAUUUUAUUUAAAAGUUU